AUGAAGGACGAAGCACUGAAAGAGCGUUUGCGACUUCUACGUCAAGGAAAGCAACCCGAAGCAGCAACCCCAAACAGUUUGUCUUCUCCUCCCCUCAAUACAUCUGCACCGAGGACGAAACCUCGAACCGCAAAAGCGAUCACACCACAAGGCUCAGCUACUUCUUCAACCUCACCAGAACAAGCUGAUCCGGAUCAAGACUUGAUCGAACGGCUUCGCAAGCUUCAUUCUCAGGACGCAUCGCAGCCAUCGAAAGCAGAACAGGUCCUGCCCAUUCAGACAGAAGAGUCCCAACCUGUCAAGCCUCGCGACGAGCAAGACGAGAUCGACGCUUUGAUUCAGUCAACGCGAGAUCAACUCGACCUGGAACAAUUUACAGGAGACAACGUCUUGGACUCCUACGACGCCGACCCUGACCAUCUCUCAGACUCGGACCUGGAACGAGACAUCGACGCCGUCAACAGAGACACAGCAGAUAUUGUCAACGCUGUUCGUGACGAACUUGCUCUCGAAAGACGCUCCGCUGUAACACCAACCCUUGAAGAACCUGAAGACUCAGAAGUGGCCGAACCACAAGAUCAACCAACCAUGGUGCGCUCCAAUUCAGAGAUCGAGCAAGCUCUUGCGGAUGCCUCGCAAGACUCCGACUUCUUCGCUUCCAACAAUGCCUUUAUUGAGAACUCUCAGCCCCAGCCCGCUGCUGGUCCCUCCAAAGGCCGUCGCAACUUCCUCGACGGGCGCUUCUUCUUCGUGGCCAUGGUCAGCUUGCUCAUCAUCGCCGUCUCCGCCGUACCAGGCGCUUACGCCUUCGGUGCUGGUAACAUCCCCUCUUUCGCUUACAUGGAGGGUAAGGCCUUCCGUCACGGUGAUAUCGAGGACAUCCUCGAAGAGCUCGCCAAGAAGGUUGGUGGCUCGCUCUUCGGUUCGAGCAAGUUCGGCGGCUUGGAUAUCAAGCGCACCUACUUCGGUAACUGGCUGCGAGACUACAGUCAGGCCAUGGACGUCGCUUCCUUGCAAAAGAUGUCGAAGCAAGCUGUUCUCAACAUCGUCAUGGUGCUCGGCUUCUUGGCUCACGGCUACGCCACUGCCGAGUUCCAGGUUACAGACGAGAGACUCGGCGUGUACUUGCCCGAAGAGCACCUCGAUAACCCUAAGGGCUACGCUGACGGCAAGGAUGCUCGCGAGUACGAUCCUCGUCUUCGUGAGCCUAUCAACCCCGAAGAGCUCGAGAUCGACUCCCGUUCUGGCAUGAAGAACUACCUCGCCAACGAGAACGGUAACUGGCGAACUGGUUCAGGACUCAUCCGAAAGACGCUUGUGCGUGUCAUUGAAACUGGUCGACAGGCCCGUGACAGUGGACGAGAUGAAGACAUGUACGAGGCAUACCGUCUUCUCGGUCAGGCACUCCAUACUCUCGAGGACUUCCCCGCUCACAGUAACUGGACCGAACUCGCUCUCCACCGUCUUGGCCACCACAAUGUCUUCCUUCACGUCGGUGACAAUGUCAAGGUCCGUGCUCCUGACGGAACCCAGGUUGCGCCCAUCGUUACUGGUACCUUCGGAAGCGCCGACUUCAUCCAUUCUCUCCUCGGUGAAGCUCAGGACCAUCUCUCCGAAGCCUCGAUUUCCGAUCUCAACAAGGCCAUGGACGACGCCAAGAGGAAGUCGAGCGGUACCAACCGCAGCCCCAUCCAGGAUCUUCUCGGAAUGCUCGCCAAGAUCCCCGGUGGUGGAGGCGACAACGCCUCUCGCGACCUCGAGGAUGUUUCACGUGGACCCGUCUCGAACCCCGCCGACAUGUCACCUCAAGAGAUGCACGCCAACCUGUGGAAGAUCCUCGAGCUCCGUGACCGCAUCGUCAAGAGCAUCGAAGGCACCAUCGAAAAGAUCCCCGGUCUCAGCAGUCUCGUGGAGAAGCUUUUCAAUGAGCUCAACAUCUUUGUCUUUACUCUCAUCGAGCCUUACGCCAAGCCUAUCAUGCAGCAAGGUAUGAACGCUCUCAAGAUGGGUUCCGGUGCUGUCAUUAACAAGCAGGAGCAGUUCGAGGUGUUUGACAACCCCAACGCCUCCGACCCCACCCACUCGAUGCUUAGCAAGGACCACUUCGGUCUCAUUCUUAACGAAGUUGCCGGCAACGUUGCCAAAAUCAUCGUCCGCAACACCGUCACCAAGAUAGUCAAGGCAUGGGAUGACCGUGGCCAGGACCCUCACCGGGUUGCUGAUGAGUGUCUUGCUGUCAUGUUCCACCCUUACUGGUUCAACGGCGCGGCUCAAGUCCAGAAGGAGAUGAUAAACUACGUUGCUGACUGGGCUAGGAACCACUCGACCGAGAUCGGACGUCUUAGCAAGCAAAGCGUUCGUGCUCACUCCAACACUCGUAGUGGUAAGGCCGAGCCUCACACGCACGGUGACGACCAGCCCAACAUGGGCUCCUUCAUGGGCGGCGGAAACAGUCAGGCAGCACACAACUUUGGUGGCAACCAUCACUACGGUGGCGGUGGAGGUGGAUACCCAGGCAACAACAGCGGAGGUGGAGGUGGCAGCAACAGCAUUGGGUCGCAAAUGGCUGGUUAUGCUUCCAACUACGUUUCCAACCAGGUCCACGGCUUUGUCGGGAGUCAUGUUCCUGGUGGAGGCAACUUCCCUGGAGGACAGGUCUUCCGUGAAGGCCCUGGUGGUGAUGGCGAUAACUACGGUCGUCGAGAGGCUUCUGGCCGCUACGAUGGUGGACGUCGUGAAGGCUCUGGAGGGUACGAUGGAGAUCGUCGUGAAGGCUCUGGCUAUGAUAGGCCUUCGUUCCCUCAGGCCGAACCUACUGGGCAUGAUCGAUACCACACCCAGGAAUACCCGGGUCAGGGAGGAUAUGCUCCUCCUGGUGGUCCACCUCCUGGUCAGGGGGUAUACGACGCUCCUCCCGGCGGUUAUGGUCAACAGGGCUACGGUCAGCAGCAGCAGCACCCUCCUCCCGGAGGAUAUGGUCAGGGUGGAUACAACAACAACCAUGGUGGAGGAUAUGGAGGCGGGUACGGAGGCGGGUACUAA
Molecule: messenger RNA, 3042 nt
Organism: Ustilago hordei
Lineage: Eukaryota; Fungi; Basidiomycota; Ustilaginomycetes; Ustilaginales; Ustilaginaceae
Exons: 1
Coding region: 1-3042 (1013 amino acids)
Source: RefSeq, a predicted model, not a curated record